AUGUCUAAAAAAGAGAUAGCAUCCGACCUCGAUAAAUCAAAAAUACUUUCCGCAGAACUGCCUACACCCAUGACUUCAUACAACUUGUUACGAGAGAUCGAAUUAACAGACCUGAGAAGUAACAAUAAUGAUACAGAUGCCACGAAAAAAAUCAAAGCAUGCUCAUUGUGGGAAAAGACGCCAUGUUUAGUGCUUGUUGUUCGUAGACCAGGAUGCUGGCUAUGUCGCCAAGAAGCCGUAAAGUUAGCCACCUAUCGAGAACUAAUUACGAAUAAACUUGGAAUAAAUAUGAUUGCAGUCGUACACGAGACCGUUGGAAAACAAGUGAGCGAUUUCAAUAUGGACUACUGGAAGGGGUCGAUUUAUCUGGACGAGAGUAAAGGAUUCUAUCGUGCUCUUGGAAAUGGCGAUUUACGUUGGGAGUCGAUAUUUGGCAUGUUUAAACCAAAAGUAGUGAAGAAUUAUCUCCGUCAGAAAAAAGAAAUUAACUGCGACGGCAACAUGGUAGGCGAAGGACGAAUUCUUGGCGGCCUUCUCAUACUAAACCCAGGUGAUCAAGGUGUCGCAUUCGAUUACCGGGAGAAAAUCAUGGGCGAUCACGCACCGCUCGAACAUGUCUUACAGGCUUGUUAUCAAGUGUCGUCGACAAAAAAUGCGGAUCCAGGCUUGAAGCAGCAAGUCGAGAAAGUGGUCGAGAAAUUGAAGAAGGAGGGGUAUAAACGGGCGGAAGCUUGCUCUGUUGGUGGUUCAUGUGAAUUAUAA
Ambispora gerdemannii is the source of this 762-nucleotide messenger RNA. The record is from the annotation of a GenBank genome assembly. NCBI's taxonomy places the organism in Eukaryota, Fungi, Glomeromycota, Glomeromycetes, Archaeosporales, Ambisporaceae.